AUGUCAAUAACUGUUUCGACCUGUCAACAGAUUUGCCAAUCACCUUUAAACCUUAGUCCAUCGAAGAAUCUAUGGACAUUCUCCAAAUCAGAGAGAUUUGGCAAAUUAGCCAAUCCAGUAUUGUAACUGAUUCUGAUCUCAAUUUUAGUUGCUAAUAAGCCUUUUACAAUCUUCCUUCAAUGAUUGAAAAAAGAUCAGCUGGCAUCGGCAAAGGCAAUAAGUACAAUUGAAAUAUAAAAUACAGGGUUGACUUCACCAAAGUAGUUGUUCCAAGUCCAUCUCCCCAACAAUAUGAUUUAGGCAGUGAUGUCUAAAAUAAUUAGAAAAAGAAUAAAGGAUUUAAAUUUGGAAUGAGUAGAGAUAAAAUGGCCAGUACAGGCAUAUUGGGAACCUUAAAUCUCAAAACUCCAGGUUACAACUCUUCAAUUUACACCUUUAGCUCCUGGAACCUAUGAUUUAGGAACUACCUUAAGCGAUAUAAGAUACACAAUGAGGCCGAAACCAUAGAAAAGCUCUUUAAUUUCCAAUGCUAAAGUUCCAGGACCAGGAUAAUAUGAAUCCUUACCAGCUAUCAAUGAGAAGGGGAGAUAUCCAAUAUCAAAAUACAACAAUUCAUGUGCCACUUUAUUCAAUCCAAAAUCCUCAAAGAGAUUUACAACUGAUUAUUGUAAGAAUGAGUACCUCUCUUAUUUUUAUAGCCACUAAAGUACCUGGUCCAGGACAAUAUGGACUUGAUAAGACAGGAAUCUAAUAAGUAUUAAAGUUUAAUAAAUAUAUAGGAUGGCAGAUAUUUUGUAUCUAAAUUCCAUGAUUCAAAUGUGAGAAGCUUCCCAAAAGAAGCAAGAAGAACAGGUUCUAAUGAAAAACGUAAAUAAUUGAUUAAAAUCAGAUCAAACCCCUGCACCUGGAAAUUAUAGAUUGCCAUCCGAGUUUGGCUAUUAUGAGGCCAGCAAAAGCGUUGGACACACUGAACCAAAAUGAACAACAAUAAUAAU
Messenger RNA from Paramecium octaurelia, 995 nucleotides. The record is from the annotation of a GenBank genome assembly. Lineage: Eukaryota; Ciliophora; Oligohymenophorea; Peniculida; Parameciidae.